This is a messenger RNA of Limanda limanda (common dab), 4351 nucleotides long. RefSeq names its product activin receptor type-1-like. The coding region runs from base 313 to 2364 and encodes 683 amino acids. Gene Ontology annotation, biological process: protein phosphorylation; BMP signaling pathway; cellular response to growth factor stimulus. The record is from RefSeq and is a predicted model, not a curated record. Gene Ontology annotation, molecular function: transforming growth factor beta receptor activity, type I; SMAD binding; ATP binding. NCBI's taxonomy places the organism in Eukaryota, Metazoa, Chordata, Actinopteri, Pleuronectiformes, Pleuronectidae. Gene Ontology annotation, cellular component: plasma membrane; BMP receptor complex. The transcript has 12 exons.
CUCCGCUGAGUUGAGAGAAGUCCGGACGGAGCAGAGAACGUGUGAAGAAGCUUCGGGUCCAACAUGUGUCUCCGUCUGUCCUCUGUCCUCCACACGAGCACCGAGUGACCCGAACACCCCCCCCCCCCUGGUUCCUCCGAGCAGCUCCCGGACACAAUGCUGGCGUCGCGUCGGCUCCUCUGCGGCUCAGACUCGGGGAAACAAACCUCGUAGUGUCGGUGGAUCCUCCGGAGAUGGAAGAGUAGCUGUUCCUGUGUCAGCGACCGAGCCUCCGUUGAAAAGCACUUUGAAGAACAACACACGAGGUCUACGAUGACGGCUGGGGACAUGUUUCCUUUGGUUUUGAUCGUCCUGGUCCUUCGCUGUUCUUGCGUGGAAGGUGAGGCCAGCGCGGGAGACUUUGUAUGUUUGUGCGACGGACCGUCUUGUAGCAGUGGGGACAGGUGUUUCGGCCAGCAGUGCUUCACCUCUCUCUCAGUACUGAACGGGACAUCAGUCCUUGAGAAGGGCUGCAUUGUGGGUAGUGAAUUGUCCCUGCGCUGUGGAAGCCCGCCGUCUCCUGAGCUGCUGGUCGAGUGCUGCAGUGGGGACUUGUGUAACAUGAACGUCACUUUGCAGUCACUGGUGAAAGAUACAGAACUGUCUGCUGGCAGACCAGUCCUCAGAGAGCAGGAGUGUGUGUGUCAGGGCGGCGUGUGCGAGCGUGACCGCCGCUGCACAGGGCAGCAGUGUUUCUCCUCUCUGAAGAUGAUUGAUGGGGGGGCCGUCCAACAGAAGGGCUGCCUGAGGGACGACGAAGAGGGCAGAACCACCUGUGCCAUGCCACCCUCGUCGGCCCAUGUUGUCAAGUGCUGCCAGGGCCAUCUGUGUAACAUGAAUGUCAGCGUGCAGGCUCUGGGGAAAGAGGAGGAGGUGAAGGCCCUGAGCAAACAGGAGCACGAGUGUGUGUGUGAAGGCAGCUCGUGUGUGACAGGCCGUCGCUGCAUGGGCCACCAGUGUUUCUCCUCUCUGACGGUCAAUGGCGGCUCCCUGGUGUACCAGAAGGGCUGCUUUAAGGUUUACGAGCAGAGCACAUUGACCUGUAAGACCCCACCUUCCAGAGACCAGAUUGUGGAGUGCUGCCAAGGGCCCCUGUGUAACAUGAACAGCACUGUGGCGCUGCCUGUCAAAGCCGAAGAGGUGUCAAGCUAUAGCGUGACCACACUGGUUGUAGUCAUCGUGGCACCCAUCAUCGUCCUCAUCGUCCUCUCUGCUGUCGCCAUCCUGGUGUUCAGACGCAUCCACAACAACCAAAUGGAGAGGCUUACAUCACGAGAUGCUGAGUAUGGGACCAUCGACGGCCUCAUAGCAUCGAACGUCGGGGAGAGCACUCUGGCGGAUUUGCUGGAUCAUUCCUGCACUUCAGGCAGCGGCUCAGGACUCCCAUUCCUUGUUCAGAGAACCGUUGCUCGACAAAUUACACUCAAUGAGUGUGUGGGUAAGGGCCGUUACGGUGAAGUGUGGAGGGGUCAGUGGCAGGGGGAAAGCGUCGCGGUCAAAAUCUUCUCCUCCAGAGACGAGAAGUCCUGGUUCCGAGAGACUGAGAUCUACAACACGGUGCUGCUGAGACACGAGAACAUCCUGGGCUUCAUAGCUUCAGACAUGACCUCGAGGAACUCCAGCACUCAGCUCUGGCUCAUCACUCACUUCCACGAGAUGGGCUCCCUGUACGACUACCUUCAACUCAGCACCCUGGACGCGUCCAGCUGCCUCCGCAUGGCUCUUUCCAUCGCCAGCGGCUUGGCACAUCUCCAUGUCGAGAUCUUCGGCACACAGGGCAAACCGGCGAUCGCCCACCGAGACCUCAAGAGCAAAAAUAUACUGGUUCAAAAGAACGGCCAGUGCUGCAUCGCUGAUCUCGGCCUGGCAGUCAUGCAUUUCCAAGACACCAAUGAGCUGGAUGUGGGGAACAACCCUAAAGUGGGCACAAAGCGCUACAUGGCCCCCGAGGUGCUGGACGACUCCAUCCAGAUGGACUGCUUCGAGUCCUACAAGAGGGUAGACAUCUGGGCGCUGGGCCUCGUCCUGUGGGAGAUCGCCAGGAGGACCGUCAGUAACGGCAUCGACGAGGACUACAAACCACCUUUUCAUGACGUGGUCCCAAGUGAUCCCAGUUUCGAGGACAUGAAGAAGGUUGUGUGUGUGGAUCAGCAGAGACCCAACAUCCCAAAUAGAUGGUUCUCAGACCCAACUUUAACCUCCAUGGCCAAACUCAUGAAGGAGUGCUGGUACCAGAAUCCAUCAGCCAGAUUAACGGCGUUACGCAUCAAAAAGACUCUCACAAAGAUCGACAACUCCCUGGACAAAAUCAAAACAGACAUUUGAGUCUGCCGGGAGAAGACGAGAGUGGACAUUUGCGAAAGACCUUUUGAAGACAUCCAGAGGGUGGACCAGCCUGGAGAAAUGUCAGGAAUUAAAAAGACUUGGAUGGGUCCGGUGCCCUUAUAGUGGCACAGACCUGUAUUUAUUAAAAAACACUUGGCGGGGGACAAAUUUUGGCAUCCAAAGAUGGUUUACCGGGCAUUCCUUAGACUGCAAGUGGUCUUGGAAAUAGGAAAAAUAUCUACUCUACUUAUAACACUGUUAGAAAUGUUCUUCAAGGAAGAAAAACUGUUACCUGGGCAUUUGAGUAGGUUUGCAUUUGUUAGAACCACAGAUUUGUUUUGUUAAAAAAAUGUCAGAACGUAGAAGCAGUUUCACUUUAUCUCUGUAAUUGUGCUGCAUUGUUUGUUUGAUUAAUGGUGAAUUCAUUUGGAAAAGAGGUCCACUUGCCAAUUGAACUUGCCAAUUUAUCCAGCGUACUCUCUGAAACAAAUCAAAGUAGUGUUAUGUUUUACUUAGUGAGUCAUGCACCGUUGUUUACUACGCUGUCAGAACAAGUUACUCUGGAUCUCGACAAUCCUGUAACAUCUAGUCCAACGGCUUCUUCUCCUGAUAUAUAUAUAUAUGGUCCAGUCCAAGAUACUCUGUUGCAGACUUUUUGUAUAUCACCAUGGAUUUUACAUUGAAUUAUAUUACCUGUUCUAUGUUUUGUUCUCUACAGCUUUACAGACACAAAUGCUAAAAGAACAAAUAAAAUAUCUACUAGACAAUGCUGAACUCUCCAGAGGCCUGUAAGUAAGCCUGUAAAGCCUGUAUACUGUCUUAACGCGUGCAUUGUGGUCUUAAUGCAUUGUCAAGUAAAUGAAGUCAAACUUCAGCCUUUUUUUAUUUCUUUAACAUUUUAUAUCAAUUAGCGAUUUAUAUUAAUUAAAUAGAAAAACAAUGUAUUUCACUUGUGUCAUUUGUCUUGAUGCUGUGUGUAGUAGGUUGUUGCUGUUAGCAACCAUGUGAGUGACGUGGCUGCAGAGACGAUGCUUCUGUCAAUUAAUACAACACUUUGGUCCAUAAUCAUGUAUUUAAACUGCGUUUGGAUUUGCAGUCGGAGUUUGUAUGAUUUUGGUUUUGAGUGAAAUAUUUUAACUACUUAAUGGGUCACUUAGGAACUUGUGUACAUAUUCAGUACCACCAUUAUUAGCAUUUACAGUUCUACUUGGUGUUUAGUGCUAAUUAGCAAAUGUUGGUGUGCUAACCAGCUUUUCUACGAUGGAGAACCCCGACAAAAAAUACCGUCUAAAUGUCUAAUAUCUAAAAGUGUGUUUGCAUCGUAGCUGCUUUGAGCUAAAUGCCAACACACCAUCAUUUAGCUCAAAGUGCCACUAUACCUGAGGCUGUAGUGUGGCUGUGGACCAUAGACUGUUUGUUAAGAUGGACGACAUGAUGACUCCCCCAAACUGAAGCCAAAGCUUAUCGUUCACCACCUGAUGGUUGGCUGCAGUAUAGGUCGUACACCUUGUUUCCUCCAUGUUUGCAGAUUGGACAUGGAGCAAACUAAAAAGUAAAAGUACAGGUUGAAUACAUUUUUUUCAAAGGUGGUUGCUGUCAUUUAGGUGGUUCUGUUUGGUUAAAUGCUCAUUUAAUAAGUUCAGUAAGUUUGGAUUUAAAUACUUGAUUUUACCAAAACGGAGUAAAACAUCAUGGUUGACAGCUGAGACUGACUAACGAUUGGUUGUGUGUAUGGGCUGGACCUCGCUAACCUGAUCGCUACUCCAAAUCAUGUCUACGGCACAAGAUGGCAGUGCCGGUAUCUGGGAUAUUUUGGCUUCAUUUCUGAAUAGUGGGAGGAAGAGGAGACACCUCGUCCACCUUCAUCACACAGACUAUGCUGGGAGCCUUUAUUUAGACAAACUCGGUGUGUUUGAGUGUCUUUGCACAUUUCAAUUAAGGUUCCUGGACUUUGGCAUUAAAAUGCUAUUAUUGCAUCUUUAACUUA